Messenger RNA from Spirometra erinaceieuropaei, 6173 nucleotides. NCBI's taxonomy places the organism in Eukaryota, Metazoa, Platyhelminthes, Cestoda, Diphyllobothriidea, Diphyllobothriidae. The record is from the annotation of a GenBank genome assembly.
AUGGCCAUCAACCGGAAGUGUGAUGGUGUAGAACGACUGGAGCGGUACGUUGGUCGAAUACAUUCGGAGUAUCCUCUCACCAUUUCCAGCUGGAUUAGGGUAGGGGCAUGAAUGCCAGUAUUCGUCUUUUUGGAGAAACGCAUUCGCUCGAUAUAGCCGAUUUUCAUUAAAAACCGACAAAACCGUCUUCUGUUGUCUACAGUCUGACGACCGGACGUGAUGCUGACCACAACGGUAGCAGGAUGGUAAUUGUUUUGAGGGAGUUGAUGGUUGCUAUUUAGGUGAAGACCCAGUAGUGUUGACCAGGGAGACAGCCACUUCAGGUUCCAAGGAUGAUUUCACUCCAUCAUUUGGCUGAUUCAGCUGCUGGAGGUUUUGCCGUACGCGCUCCUGAUGACUGGCGGUAUCACAGGAUUUCUCCCAUGACAAAGCCCUCUUCUCCGAUAAGAGAAUUUCCUGAGCUUUUUGAUCGCGCAAACCAACGAUCAACUGCUAAACGAGCAUUGCGCGCUCGAAGUUGUCUGCCUUGAUCUCAUUAUACCUACAGUCCUGGAUGGCCAGAGUCAGAGCCGUAAUAAAAUCACCUACGAAUUGAUAGGAUUCCUGACGCAUCUGACAAAACCAUAGAGACUGGGGAAGACGUCUUUUUUCCCCGCGCUGACUCGAGCUUUGUGAAGGUCGUUUGAAGAUCCGUAGCCUCUUGUAGAUUAAGAGCGUCGAAAUACCGCUGUCCCAACUCUCCGAGAUUCGUCCGGAGGAAUUUCAACUUAGAGGUAACGCCUAAUGCAAUCGUGGGUGACAAAAUCGGAAGUAGUUCAACGUAAUCCUGAAAUGUCUUUCUCCAUUGCAGCCACGUGUCAUUUGAGGGUUUCGGAGCGGUUUUCGGCCAGAAAGGCAACGGUGUAGGCAACAAUGAAGCCAUGUUCGUUAAGCUGCAUCGACACUGUUAGUUUGCAAAACAGAAGGCUGUAGACAGGACGUGCACUGGGUACGGGAGACAACAGAAGUGGGGAGCCUUGUAGAAACGGCUGGGGGAAAUGUUAUAGGCUGAAGGGUGGCCAAUCAGCACCAAGGUUGUCUGAAAGGGGAUACACGACGUUGGUCGCGCGCAUGUGGUGUGAAGACUAGACAGUCCGGGUAGCAUACUCUGCAAUGGGAUGGUCGUCGUCGCGGGUUUUGAGGCAGGGAGAACAAAAGGUCUGUUUAUGGAAGAAAUUUAUGUGGCAGGGUUGUUUUUGCAUUGCGUCCGUAGGUGUCAGAAGAGGCCGAUUCGUGCUCGGAAUGUGCGGUGGCAGCGGGGACGUCCUGUAAUCGCUUGGCUGUUGCCAUCUUGUAUCCGAGGCGCUUGGGACUUGCGGGCCGCCCUUUUGGUUUGGGCAGCGGCGAUCCGGUUUGCCUUGUAGAUUGUUGUACCGGUCUUCACUGCUGUUCUCCAGGUGGGUCUGUCCUGGGCGAGGUCCUCCCAGGUCCAUGGCGUUGUUUUUGUUCUGCCUUUCGGUGAGCACCCGUAACGACACUUCGUCACAAGGUAGCUAUUCCAUCCUAUUUGCAGUUGCCUCAACAUGGAGUGAAUGCUGAGGAUGCCAGUUCGUCUCCAAAAUUCUGUGUCCGGGUCGUCAUGAUGACGGCCUUGUACAUUGUCAGUUUGGUGUUCACUUGAUGGACGUGGCGAUUUCACGCGGAGGCUUGCAGCCGGCUGCAAAUCUGGAUGACUUUGGAGAUCCGAUGGGCAAACACUCCGUCGAUCUUUGUGACACGCGAGUGUGUGUUCCCUCAGUUUUAAGUUGGCUGUCGUUCUCGUUGAUUCGGGAGUGCUGUAUUCCAUGUUGGGUGACGGUUGGUAUAUGACCACCGUUUUGUCCGUGUUGGUUGUGUGUCUGAAUUUGGCGCCUCCAGUGGUCAAUAGGCCCAUGCACCUUUGCAUAUCCUCUAAGGUCGUGAAGUUGAGUUUGCAGUCGACCGCGAAGGGCAGGCCGUGAAAUGUAGUUAAAGGUAGCCGUUAUAAGGUCUGCAUUCACCUGCUGUUGAAAAGAUGUCCGUGAGUCCUAUAGGUGAUACGUAUUCCAGGUUGCCCAUUACGGUAGGCGUCCAUCAGCGUGGCAGAGAACAUGAGCUGGAAGAAGAUGGGCGGUAGUUCACAACCCUGCUUCACAUAACUGGUCACUACAAAUGCCUCGAUGAUCGUCCCGUUGUCCAUAGGGAGCGCCAUCAUCCCGUCGUGGAGCUAACGCACCAUGUUCGUUACUCAUUCAGGACAGCCGAAUUUCUGCCUGAUUUCCCAAAGUCCAUCGAGAUUUACCAUGUCGAAAGUUUUCCUCAAGUCCGCGAAGAUAGUGUAGAGGUGGGUCUGAAUUUCCUGUCUUUUCUUUUGUAGCUGGCGGUCGAGGAAGAUCAGGUCAGUGGUUCCGCGGCGGCGUUGGAACGCACACUGAGUUUCCGGCAGAAGUCCUUGUUCGAGAUGGCCGUUGAGAUGUUCGGGGCGAAUGCAAGCGAAGAUCUUCCCGGCGAUGUUGCGAAAGGAGAUUCCUCCGUGGUUAUUACAAAGUUGCUGGUUCCCUUUCCGAUUGUAAAGAUGGACGAUCGUCACAGCCCUGACAUCUUAAGGAAGCUGUCCUUGGCGCCAGAAUUCCUAAACUAUCGUCACAAUUUGACCCAUCAGCCGGUAGCCGCGGGGCUCGUGGACUUCGACCGGAAUCGCGUGAGAUUUCGGUGCCUUCCCAAUGGAGAUUUGGUGCACGGCCCGAUUUUAUUCUGGUAGAGAAGGCGGCAGAUCCCCUUGAGAAAGUCGAUUGAUGACGGCUUCGGAGAUUGUAGAUGGGCGGUUGAAGACAUUUCUGAAGUGCACGGUCCAGCGCUUCAGAAUUUAUGAUUUUUUCGUCAGAAGCUUUGUUCCAUCGGGGCUAAGAGGCGUUGCGGCUCCUUUGUUUGAGGGACCGUAGGUAGCUCUGAACGUUGCAAAGAAGUUCUUUGAUUCAUUGCGGUCUGCAUACCCCUGGAUUUCUACGGUUUCGUAGGCCAUCCAGUCGUUUGGCAUCUCCCGAGGCCCAUUCCAAAAUGCUCACAAAUUCAACCCACUAGUUUUGUAAUUUCUCCAGUCAAGUGCACAAUAAUUUUCUGGAAAUGGUGGUAGGAAUCCUCGUUGUAAGAUCCGGCCUGCGCUGGCUGGCUAGACGGUUGUAUGCUUCCGCAACUGCUUUGCUAUCAUAACGCCCAAAACUACUUUUUUCAGCUAUAUUGCGACCUAGGAUUUAUUACUGCCUCCUGCCUCAACUCGAUCUUCUGGUCAGAAUCGGAUUUCUGUGCUCCGAGUCUCGGCUGCGUUAGGUUACCACACUCUUGUGACAAAUUACUACACGACAUUUUCUGUGCGCGGAUGACGUGAAGUUUUAGUUGUGAACGAAUAAUAACAUGGUCUGGACUUUUGAUAUCAUACGGCAAUGCAGGCAGCAUGUGUUGGUGACAGCCAGCCGGAUCUGGCCACCGAAGCUCAACAUUUUCUCCCCCUUGCCGCAUGGAGAGGCAAGGCCAAAGCAUCCAAUAGGGCGAAUGAUUUAUUCAAUUUUCCGUGGAAAUGAAUUCCCAAAAUUGAAGUAAACCUUCAGAACACAGCUUUUUAGGUUCCUUUCGGAAGUUUAUAUACAACUAUAUGAGCUGAAGUCCAUGGGCAGUCGUGCAUUGACCGCGUAGUGUUCGCAAGCUGACGAUAGACAUCCAGUAGUAUACAAAUACUGAAUGGUUUGCCCCCUGGCAGUAAAAGGUAAUGGCUAGAAACCCAUACAUGUGUAUUUCGCCAAUCGUUUGCCGAUGCAUGGCGUAGUUGUGAUGGGUUCGCCUUAUUAGCGGGCUACGCAGCGUUUUUAUAUGCUUUCUGAUAUACAAACUCCAUUUUCUUUGCUGCUUUGUUUAAUUUCAGAGGAAACAAAUGCGCAAACUUGUAGUAAAUGUCACAGUUUUUUAAAGAAUUAAUGCGAAAGUUUCUAUGUGAAUACGUAAGCAUUUCUCUAGAACAUGCCAUAUCAGCAUUGUGAAGCAUGAAGUAUUUGUAUAUUACUGUCUGUCAGUUGGCAGCUUGUGUAUAUUACGUGGUAAUUCCGCAGCGUACAAGAGAAGUUAUGGGUACCAACAAAUUUCACGACUUAUUAACUGCAACCUGCCGCUGUAUAACACAGAUAACAAAUGAAACAGAGACAAAGAUUUCAAUUCGCACAGAAAACAUCAGUGCAAAACAACAAUGUCCUUGAUUACCGCACACGGACUUACGAAUGAAAAUUGUAACCCAAAACACAAUUUAGGAAAGAAAAAAGAGGAGAUUAACAUUCAGAGGGGCGUGUAAAUCAAAAGGCUGAGAUUUACCACGGAAGACUGAGGUUGACAUAACUGUUUGCAUUGAUCGGGUUUCUCUCUCCGUAUGUAGGCUGCCUCCAAGUAGCACAAUUUCGGGGUUGUUUGUGCCAUAAGUAGCACUCGGAAGAAUUUUUUUGGGGCCAACGGAGUGAUCGCCAUUUAGGAGGUGCUUCGUGAUAGAAGAACGAGGAAUUUUAUUUUCCCAAUAUAAAAAAAAUUUAGGCUGGUGCUCAAAUGAUUUGGCUUCCAACUGCCUUUAGUUCACCCACUAUGCUUACAUCCACACAUGUAUGCGAAUUCAUAAACACAACUUGAGGUGACGCGCAGUGGUAAAGCAUCCUCUGCCCGUGGGAUUGGGAGUGUUGUAUUGAGACUGACGAAUACGAGUUCGGCUGUGUUGCACACCUUUUUAAUAGUUCAUCUCGAUCGUCGCUUCAUGGCAUUUGAAAUUUUGUCACCCAUAAAGAGUACGGAUAUUACAAUAGGAUUUUUCGGAGUUAAUUGUUCCGUCACUUUUUUUGCCAUAAGAUGUUGUUAUACCCUUGGAUGAGACGUGCUGGAUAUCUCCGUUUGGGCAAGGUCGUUUUGAGGCAAGCAACUUCUGCAUCAAGUGUCUCAAUAGAGGAAAUGGUUCUUAUUCUUUGGAAAAGACUGCACUGUGGGUUUUGUUUUCGUUGUAUUGGCACAAAGCUCAGGGAAUGUAAAUAUUGACCUUUUCAUGUAUCCUUAUGGGAACACAGCAGUUUUCUCAUUGCUCCUCUGCCAACUUGUCUGUGCAGACGUCCAUUUAGCAGAAAUCAAGUGUUUUCGUGCACAAUUUCAAAAAGCCACGUAGGGUUUCAGUUUUAAAUCGGGUUUCAGAUGCAUGGACGCAUAUGACAUCUAUGGUUUCAUCAGUUGGCGCACUUUUAUAUAGCAAUUCUACGUCCAAGGAUAUCAUGCACCUGCAGAAAAUGUUUUGAGGUCUCAUUCCCUCAAUAAAAUUAGAAGUAUCUUUUAACAUAUAAGUCGACAUAGAACACUGAAAAUGAAAACAUUGUACGGAAGCAAUGCGGAAGGUCGAAGACCUAACUGUUAUUAUAAGUAGUCUGCAUCCGAAGAUCAAAGCCACAAUGGAAAAGGAGAAGUAGAACAAGCUACUUUUCCUGGACGUUCUCAUGACUAGACAGGAAGAUGGCUCAAUAAGGCGAACAUUUUCCCAGAAAGAUACAUGAAACGGCCAAUAUUUACAUUUCCUGAGCUUUGUGCAAUACAACGAAAACUGGCUGACUGGUAUAACUGGUUGGCUACCUGCGCAACUUUGACAACCAGUGCAUACGAAAACGACAUCAAAAACCAAAUCCAACCUGCCCCAAAUUUUGGCGGCCCUUCCGUACGUGAAGAACGUCUCGGAAGCCGUCAUUAGUCUUCUUACUCUAAUUGGAGUUGGGGUUGUACACAGGCCGGAAGCAACCAUUAGGUGUCAAGUCAUGAGGCCGAAAGACCCACUGCCACGGCAGGAAGCGUCAGGAGUCGUUUACCUGGUCUGGUGCAGUUGCGGACGUAGCAACUACGUCAGAGAAACUGAGUGACUACUCCGAACGCGAAUGGCCGAGCACGCAGCAGCAGUGAGGCGGGAAGACGCUAGCUCUCAGGUGGCGGCACAUUCGACGGGACCCAGCGAUAUUUUCAAAUUUCAAUAGGUCGAAAUCCUCGAAAGCGGUGACCACGGCGUGAGCCGCGAACUCUUCAAGUCAUGGUUCUCGGGCCCGCAAUCCAACAACAAGCGCAAUGACCUCCUGUUACCGAAUUCUCUGCUGAGUUUUUCCCUGGGCAGUGGAAUCGGUUAG